This is a messenger RNA of Portunus trituberculatus (swimming crab), 4691 nucleotides long. It is a transcript of the gene Zpr1, whose product is annotated as zinc finger protein ZPR1-like. Bases 231 to 1661 code for a protein of 476 amino acids. Gene Ontology annotation, cellular component: cytoplasm; nucleus. Gene Ontology annotation, molecular function: zinc ion binding. NCBI's taxonomy places the organism in Eukaryota, Metazoa, Arthropoda, Malacostraca, Decapoda, Portunidae. The record is from RefSeq and is a predicted model, not a curated record. The transcript is spliced from 8 exons.
GCACACUAGUCUCAGGUCUGGUUUCGUCUGGUACAGCAGUAGUAGUCUGGCGUGAGUGGCGCUGCAGGAGCUCCACCUUGCAGUAUUUUGGCACCGAUUCCAGGCUUCCAGAGUGGUCCAGGUCACAGGCAGUAGAGGGGUUAGGUCGUGAGGGCGUGGCAGUGGUCGUGACACAAGGAGCAGCAAGUGUUUGUGUUCACCAAGAGACAGCCCAACAGGAGUGAGGCUUGAUGGAGGAGCUGCAGCCACUGUACGUCAGCCUCGCCUCAGAGGUUGACGACCCACAAGUGACUGUCAUCUCCAGCCAGUGCAUGAAUUGUCACGAGAUGGGCACGACACGUCUACUCAUGACUCGCAUCCCACACCUGAAAGAAGUUAUCCUGACGUCCUUUGAGUGUGAGCACUGUGGGGAGAGGAACACCGGCUGCCAGAUGGGGCGGUGGCAGGAAAAGGGAGUGCGUUAUCAGCUGCAGGUGAGGGACGAGAGGGAUCUGAGUCGCCAGGUGGUGAAGUCUGGUGAGGCCACUGUGUGUAUACCUGAGGUAGAGCUGGAGAUUCCCCCCAACAAGGAGAAGGGAGAGGUGACCACGGUGGAGGGCAUCCUGCGGCGCACCAUGGAGGGACUCAACCAGGACCAGUCAGCGCGCCGCCUGGAGGACCCCGACACAGCACUCAGGAUAGAAAACUUCAUUGAUGAGAUAGAGAGACUCCUCACACCUGGCCAGCACUUCACCAUCAUUAUUGAUGACCCCACUGGAAACAGCUUCCUGGAGAACCCUAAAGCCCCGAAGGAGGAUCCACAACUGAAAAGAACAGUCUACAAGCGAACCAAGGAGCAAAAUGAAAUUCUUGGCAUCGCUGAUGAAGAGGAGGAGGAUGUAGAAGAGAGCACAGAGAUUAACAGAACACCAGAAGGAGAAGAGGAGGAGAGUGAGUUGUCCUUGACGGAGGAGACCACCAGCGAGGCCAAGGACGACCCAGAAAACCUCAAGGAUGACCCAGAGAACAUCAAGGACGAGGUGCUGGUGUUCUCAACGCUGUGUGACCGCUGCUCUCGGCCAGCCAGUACCAACAUGAAGGUCACGAAGAUACCGCACUUCAAGGAGGUGAUCAUCAUGGCCACAAGCUGCGAGGGGUGUGGGAACCGCAGCAACGAGGUGAAGAGUGGUGGCGGCGUGGAGAAGCUUGGCCGCCGCAUCACUUUAAAGGUCAAAGAAUCGUAUGACCUGGCCAGGGACGUGCUGAAGAGUGAGACCUGUGAGCUUAGUAUCCCUGAGCUGGACCUGGUGGUGGGGGGCGGACUCAUUGGUGGGAAAUUCACCACACUGGAGGGCUUGCUGAAGGACAUCAAGGAAGACCUGGAAAGCAACCCCUUCUUGACUGGGGACUCCUCCAGUAAGGAAAACCAGGAUGUUGUUGAGAAUCUCGUCUAUGACCUGCAUGAUGUGAUCAAGGGCAAGAGAGGUGUUACCUUCAUCAUGGAUGACCCAGCUGGAAAUAACUACGUGCAGAACCUGUACGCCCCAGAUGACGACCCUCAGUUGACCAUUGAGGAGUACGAACGCACAUACGAGCAGAACGAAGAGCUUGGCCUCAAUGACAUGAAGACCGAGAACUACGAGGAGGAGGCCGCUGUGAUAGCCCCUCCACAGGCCUCAUGAUGCCUCCUGCAGGCCUGUGUGGACUGGGAAGUGAGAGAGCAGUGUGAGGAGAGGAGAAAGGUGAAUGUGUACUAGCUGUGGGAGGAAGGAAUGUCUGUGUGACAGGUGAUGUGGGUGUGAAGGUUGUGUGUGUUCUUGGUGAGGGGGUGGAUUAUUUAGGGAGAGAGAGAUACAUAAUUAAUUAUAUUGGUUAUUUGUAGAUGUGACUAAUACAAAAAGGAAAGUAACAAAUGCACACAGGGGUUGGUUUAAGUAAAUCAACUGGAAUGUCAGACUUAGGUCAUCAUAUUUGUAAUGUAUACAUUAAACACACAAUCACUCAUAAAUGAAGCAACUUUCUUCUUGAGUAAGUGUAAAUCUAAAAAUUGAAGGAUGAUCUUAUCAAAGGAAUGCCUAGGUAUUAUUGAACGCAGUGUUAACUAUUAACAUAGUAAGUAAUACCCCAAACUUGUAUUUUCUUGCCUAGCAGUCAGAAUAGUAGUAUUAAACUGGCUACAUAAAAAAAAACAUCAUUUAUGCUCUCAAGUAAUCCUCUUAAUAUUCUCACUGAUGUCAAUAUUUUUAAGCUAUUUUACCUCAUUUUAUUUAUUUUCCCACCUCUACUUUUGUACUAUAGCCACAAAGUGAUCAUGAAGUAUAAAAUAGAAGUAAAAUUUAUUAUUUGGUAUACCCAAUAGUUAUAAAGACCUCCCGAUAUCAUUUGAAGAAAAGAGUGUUACUUCACUAAUAUUUGCCAAAAUCCAUUUUUCCUUUUAUAGUCUCUCCUAACCUAGCCAGGCUGUCAUCCCUUUAAAAUUAUGUCUAUGCAUUGAUUGCCACAACUUAAAAAUGUAUUACUUGCAUGGUCAUGACUCAAUUAAGCAGAAUCUAGUAUUAUCGCAUUGAUUUUCAAUGCCAAUUGACUUCAUUAAGACGGCCAUACACUCAACUGUUACAAUCUUGAGAUUUUGUCAUGGAAUAUGAAACAUUACUAAAAAUUCCUAAUUAAGAAAUGUUGGUAUAAAAAUAGUUUUAUAUUGCACUAUUACUUAAUUUAGUAUAGCUUAAAAUCAGUGGAAUUUUCACUUGUUUUAAAGAAAGAUCAUACUGCACAAAUAUCUGGAUUUAGUUAGAUCUUUAUUUGGGAGGAUAUUUAAUUAGCUUAACAAUAAUUUUUUGUGAUAUUCUUUUCAAGCAGUCAUGUUUUAUACUCACAUUAAAAAAUCUUGACAGAAUAGCAUGUUACAAGAGUGACUGUACAGAAGCCGUCUUGAAGAAGUCAAGUCCAUUAAGAGAAGUGUUCACAAGAAGGAAUAACUUUUUGAUUUGUCAAUGUUACAAUGAGACAGUGGUUAUUACAAUAAAGGCCUGCCACACCACAAUUUACAAGACAUUAAAUGACUAUGACUUAGAAUUGGAAUUGUGUCAACUGUAACAAAAGUCCAGUUUAAAACUCAAUGGGAUGGAAAAGUUCACAACUCCCCAAGAACUUCAACACCACACACUUGAAGCAUUGAACAGGUGUGAAUCAAAUCAAUGUUACUCCUUUUUAAGUUGUCGAUAUGAAGUGCAGUAUGAUUUAAAGUUAAAUCAUGUUGGUGGUUGGGUUGUACUCUUUAUAACCUGCCUCCUUCAACAGCUUCCUUGUAACUACAACUUCAUAACUCUAACUUGCUUUCUUGUAAUUCCUACAAGAUUCUCAAAUACAACUUACUCUUACUCAACUAAAAAAGAAAAAAAGAAAAAAAACUUGCAUGAGCUAGAAAUUCUAGGUUACAAGAAAACUGUUUAUGUGGCAUCCUUGUGAAUGUUCCUUAAGAUUAUAGGCAUACAAUAUCAUACAAACCAAACAGGUGUCAAGUAGCAUCCAUCCUGUGUAGCCCCAGUAACUCCUAAUCAAGAGGUGGCUGAUGGUUCACUAGGGAUUUCAUGAUGCCACUUGCAAACUUAUGUUGAGAAGUAGCUCAUUUCUGAAACCAUGAAAUAUGAGUAAUGUGUAAGGACCUGCUUAUCUGUAAACACAUCAAGAUGUUUAGAUUCUUACUACUAAAUAAUUCACUCCCUGAAGAACAUUGAACUUAGUAUUUAUGCAGUAACUCCUUGGAGUGACUGUUCCUUGCAGACUGUGAUUGGUUGAAUGUUAGAGAAUUUCACUUGCUAAUCAGACCUGAUUCAAGAUGAAAUCCAGAACUGGAUGAAAGAGAUUCUUCUUGGUUUGCUUUGUGUGGCACAUAGUUGGGGCAGUGUUCCUGACACCACUGUCACCCUGAACUAAUGAUCCCCAUGUAUGAUGUUUGAAAGUAGCUUAACAUUAACAGCUGCUUUGAUGAUCUUUGAAGUGAGGCACAUUGCUUGAGUUGUGUAGGUAAGACAAGUAUGUGGUGGCGAGGGAAAACAACGCAUAGAAUAAAAUACUACAUUUCAUUCAGUUUCUUCUCACCACCACAUUCAAUGUUUGAUUUGAGUGUAUUCAUUAAGCCAUCCUCUGCCUGCCUGGUGCUUCCUGUCCAAUGUUCAUUAAGCUAUGGACUCGUUAUGCAUUCCAGGACCACAUUCAAAAAUGUUUUGGAAGCUUUUCUUAACUACCUUUAACAGGCUGUAUUGAAAGUUAUUGGAAUUUUCUUGUGUGCUUGAUUCUAGAGAUUGUUAAAUAAGGAUUCUGCAUUAAUAAAAAAACAACAGGUGAUAAGGUCAAGUAAUUUCUGUGGUCUUUGAAAGCAGCCCUGAUAAAAAGCACCAAGCAUUUCAGAAUACAAGUCUCGGAUAUGCUUCUAAUGCACACGCACACGCGCGUGCGCGCGCGCACACACACACACACACACACACACACACACACACACACACACACACACACACACACCAAAUACUUCUGCCAGAAUUAUGGUAUAUGUAUCUCAGAGUAUCAUGCUUCAGUAGUCAUCUAGCCAUUAUAUCACAUCCAGAGAGAAUAAAGCAUUCAUUCAUAUCUUAUGUAUAUUUGUUGUUUAUCUGUUCUAUGAAAUAUAUACUGUCAUUCAUGUAUCAUGGUCAGUAAUAAAUUCAUGUCUCAUA